AUGAUAACGGAGAAUCAACCGACAAAACACAUUCCAUUGAAACAAGUCAGAGUCCAAGCUAAAAUUCACUCCUUUGCCGCUGAUGUGACAAUUACACAACUGUUUCAAAAUAAUGAACAAACAUCGAUUGAAGCUGUCUACUGCUUUCCAAUUGAAGAGAAUGCAGCUGUCUACUCAUUCACAGCUAAAAUUGAUGAGCGUGAAAUCAUUGCACAAUUGAAAGAAAAAAAGGAAGCUCAACGAGAGUACAGUGAAGCAUUGCAACAAGGUCACGGUGCUUACCUGCUAGAACAGGAUGAAAAAUCACAGGAUUGCUUCGUCAUCAAUGUCGGUGCGUUACCACCGGGCAAGGAGUGUGAGAUCAGAAUUAGUUACGUAACAGAAUUGGAUUUAGUUAGCGGUGGCAAUAAAAUCCGUUUCGUCAUUCCAACCACCAUUGCACCACGUUACAAUCCAAACGAAGGAGCCAUCUCUUCAACAGUCGCUGGCACAACAUCUCAAUACGUUCAACAGACACCGUACACACUUGAGUUUGAAUGCAAAAUCGACAAGCUGAAUCAGCUAGUA
This is a messenger RNA of Didymodactylos carnosus, 567 nucleotides long. The record is from the annotation of a GenBank genome assembly. NCBI's taxonomy places the organism in Eukaryota, Metazoa, Rotifera, Eurotatoria, Philodinida, Philodinidae.